Gambusia affinis (western mosquitofish) is the source of this 2063-nucleotide messenger RNA. RefSeq lists its product as uncharacterized. The transcript has 6 exons. The record is from RefSeq and is a predicted model, not a curated record. Bases 102 to 947 code for a protein of 281 amino acids. NCBI's taxonomy places the organism in Eukaryota, Metazoa, Chordata, Actinopteri, Cyprinodontiformes, Poeciliidae.
CGCUCAGUGAUGCGUGUUUGAAAGCGGUGUUUGUUCAUAAGUAGAGAACAUGGAAACGUUUAUUAUCACUCUCCAUCAAAACCAGUUCUUGUGUUGUUGAGAUGGCGACCACUGGCAGCUCCUCGGCCUCGGACAGGAUGUACUCCCAACUAAUAGACGAGGGGAGUUAUGAGGAGUCCAGACCAGAUGUGCAUCAGAGCGAUUGCCCGGUCAAAGACCUGAGGCGGAGUGGCCCGGGUCCUUACCGCUUUGCUACCAUCUGCCUGGCUACACUCUGUGCUAUCCUCCUGAUCUCAAUCAUAGCUGUCACCGCUCACUAUAAGAACAAACCCCCACCUAGUGCUGAAGCAACUGCAGAGAUGCAGAAGGAGAAUGCAAAUGUUUCAGCAUUGAUGGUGUCAAUCACGAAACUCCAGAAGGAGAAUAAACAACUGCAGAAAGAAAAGGAAGAGCUGCAGAUGAACCUUACCUCCAUAAUGACAGCCAAAGCCACUGCACCCACAGCUAAACCGCCCAGAGCCCCUAUUGUGUGUCCUACGGACUGGCGUCUCUUCAACAACAGCUGUUACCUCAUUUCUAAAGAUCGCAAAAGUUGGACUGGCAGCCGAAUGUACUGUCAAACACAAGGAGGUCAUCUGGCCAUUAUCCUAACAGCUGAAGAGCAGACCUUUUUGUGGGAUCUCCUUCCCAGAGGACACUGGAACUCAUACUGGUUUGGAAUCACAGAUGGAGAGACGGAGGAUGAGUGGAAAUGGGUCGACGACACUCCGCUAGUUGGAGGUUUCUGGGAGGAAAACGAGCCCAAUAACCACAUAAAUGAGGACUGCGGUUACAUCGUCAAGACGGAGGUGUUGGAACGUGUGGCGACAAAGAGCUGGUACGAUGCCCCCUGCUCCAUGGGCUUGCCCUUCAUUUGCGAGAAGGAGAUGGGCGGUACCACACAAUAGUGAGAUGUUACCAACUAGACUGGCUAAAGCGAGACCUUCGGCCAGCUGGUCGUUUUAUUUUACAAAGAAGUCGGCUUUCAGAGACGUUCAGAAACUGGAAGCUUCUGAUUGCAGGUUAUCUUAAUUAAAUUGUGAUAUAAACCUCACUGGCCACCCUGAGGCUUGUUAAAGAAAUACUUUUGCAGUGUAAUUUGCACAUGUUUCUACAUUUUUCUCUAAGAUCCACUGCUAAUAUUAGCACAAGAAGUCAACAUUACAACCAUCUCUGGCUGGGGUAGGAAAAACACCAAAUCCUGAACUGUGUUUGUAACAUUUUCCUGCACUGAUUUAUUUUAGUGAUUCCACCUGUUUAUAUGAACACAUAUGAAGUUUAUUUACUUCUUUUUGUCAGAUGUUAAAAAUGGGGCAACUGUGGCUCUGUAGUUGACUUGUGAUUGAAAGGUUGUAGGUUCUAUUUCGGUUUCCUCCUGUCACAUGUCAAUAUGCCCCUGGGCAACUCCAAGUUGCCUACCGAUCUGCAUAUAGGUAGAUAAAUGUGUAUGUUAAAGGGUGAGUCUAAUGUAAAGCUCUUUGAGUGGCCAAAAUAAUUGGAAAGCUCUCUAUAAAUCUUUGUAGAGAGCUUUCCAAAACUUUAAAUAGAGCUUUAAAUUUGAGCUUUCCAAAACUCAAAUGUAAUGCAGUGCCUUUAAAUCAUAGACAGAAGGUAAUAUUGCUAAAUAAUCUAGUUAAAGCUUAAAAUUUCAUUUUGACUAAUAAUUCUGUUCUUUUUUAUCUUUCACUAUGAAAGGUAUUGGAUGUUUUACUGGAAUAUAGAAUACUUGUAUCUGUGGUUGUGUUUGUGUGGGAUUUUAUUAAAUGUAAUUUUAGUAAUUUCAAAUUUGUAUUUGAUCAGAAUGCAUUUAACAUGCCAACAUUUCUCAUCAUUUGAAAGAAUCAAAAGAUUUUGCAGGAUUAAGUUACACUACUAUUUAGUCACUAAUAAAUAAUUCAAAUUAUUAAGAUGUGUUCAGAAGGGAUCUUGUGAAUUUCCAAAGUUUUUCAGGUUAACUGUAUUUGACCUGUUGUUGUUUCAGCGAUUUAUCAGAUUAAUACAAAUAAACUAAAUCUGUGCUAUAA